Exophiala xenobiotica is the source of this 2381-nucleotide messenger RNA. RefSeq lists its product as uncharacterized. The coding region runs from base 1 to 2253 and encodes 750 amino acids. Lineage: Eukaryota; Fungi; Ascomycota; Eurotiomycetes; Chaetothyriales; Herpotrichiellaceae. The record is from RefSeq and is a predicted model, not a curated record. The transcript is spliced from 4 exons.
AUGGAAUCGAAACAAAGCAGCAACGGCUCUGAACAGAACAAUGCCCUCAGUGCGGUACAACAUGGGCCAGAUCAGUACUUUUGCGUUCAAUGCCACCAAUCAAUCGACUCGGACCGGAGGGAUGAACAUGAAGAUUGGCAUUUUGCAAAGCACUUAGAGGCGGAAGACCAAGCUGGCCAUAUGGUCGCAACGGGACAGUCCCAGAUCGGGUCAAAUGUUCCACAACUGGACUUCAAGCAAGGCGUGCCUCCAGAUUAUGCUCCACCAACAUAUCCGCCACCGAGGACUGCCCCCCGCGUGGCAGCAGCAAUUCGCCACCAUACCAAUCAAGUUAUCGAAGCUGCCCAAAUUCGUGCCAGAGAUGAGCAACAAAUGCAAAAUGCUCUACAGAAUCUUCAGUUACAAUAUCAGAUCUACAACAGCGAGAUUGAGCCUGAACACGAGGCAGACUAUUAUUGUAAUUGUCCAAUCCACAAUUAUCAGCGGAUGAAAUUCCGUCGGUAUGGAGUGCAGGAGAUGUGGUCAAACGCAGUCAUGUAUCCUGGUGAGAAGGCGUACAACGAUAACAAUCAGAGUAUCGGGCUGUGGAGCAGAAAUCCUUACAGGCUUCGAGUCGUGUCGCCAUAUGGUUACUAUCAAUCUGCCUGGGGGUUGCAACGACCACGACCAGGAUACCACGCCCAAUCCAUCAAUCAAACCAUCGCCCUUAACAACAGUCUGAAUAUUGAGGCGCAAGCCAACAUUGACGCCAAAGAACCGAAGAUGAAUAUCUGGGACGAUGAGGCUCUUGAUGCCGCAAUGUCCCGAGUCAGCAUCGCAGCGUCCGAUGAUAAGAAGCGGCCAAUCAAGGCUUCCGACACGAAUGUUCCGGAUGAGCAGAAGCAGUCCUCUUCGUCAGGGGAUCGAAGUGCGGAGAAAUCCGUUAGGGUCUCCAGGCUUUCAAGUUUCAGGCAAAGCAUCGGCUUGAAGUCUUCCGAAGAGAAAGUUGCGGCGAAGACACAAAAGUUGACGCUCAAAGGCCGUGAAUUACGCGACGCAAUCAUCGCCGAGGAGAACGGGAGGUGGCCUGAUGAGCAGUGGCGACAUAUCGUCGCGACGUACCAGGACAAGGUUGGCAUGACAAGAAAGAUUGCUGACCUUCGAGCCCGCCAUCCCAUUCAAUACCUCCAUCUGCUCAGAAGUGGCUACUUUGAACCUAUUCCGGUGGCAUGGGCCAAUCAAGCGUCUAACCCACUGAAAUUCAGCAUCGAGGCCGCUGCGGGUUGGAGAGGAAUUACCCCUGCAUGGCGAGGAUACGAGGAUACUGCCGAAGAACGGCUGUACUGGGUCUUGAACCACCGAGAAGGAAGCGUUGGGGUCAGGAUGAAGCCAGACUUUAUUUCCGAGAUAAAUAUGGCUCGGGCUCGAAUGGCCACUGCAGUCGAGCCGCCUCCCGAGUACUAUUCCAGCACCGACACAUGCCAUCUCCAACACACCUCGACCGGAUACUCGAAGCAAGUCAUGCCCUCGCCCUUCUUGGCCUACGAUCGACCAGAAGUAUCGACUGACGACACAAUGAUUCUGUUGGAUGUUUCCGGAUCGAUGGAUUUUGACCCGUUGCGACCAAACUACAACCAGUAUCUCAUCACCGGAUAUUCUCGAUCCACGCAACCAAAAAACAAGGAUGUCGCGAAAGCAAUUAUCCGACGCUUCAGCGAUGCCAUGGCCAAUCACGACCAUGACUUUCGCGGCUAUGAUCUGACUACUUUCUCGAGUUCAGCUAACUAUAUUGGCACCAUCAACAACCAGAAUUUCAAUGAAAUGUGGCGGAAAGUCAGGAUAGGAGGCGGAACACGGGUCAUGACAGGCUGGCAGAAAGUCAAGGAAUUGCAUUUCCAAAAGCACUCCGAGUCAGCAACGCAUCACCCCGUGUACGGAUGGCAAGCCGGGCCCGAGACGCCCAUGCUGCGCUUGCUUCUUCUUCUCGAUGGCGAAGCAACCGACAUGGACGAGUUCGAGCUCGAUCUCCUUGGGCUGUCGUGGGCCCAUGUUACGAUCUUCCUCAUCGGUGUAGACGGAUGUCCACAUCACCAUCGCCACGCCAACGAAUUGCAACGUAUCAGCGACGUCAACCACCAUGUCUCGUUCGUCGAUGCGCAGGGCAAUACGCCCGAGCGUUUUGUUACCCACGAACUCCUCAAGAGACAUUUGGGCUACGAGCUUUCCAUGUCAGAGUUUGAGCAGAUCGAGGAAUUGCCGGGCUACACGGAAUGAUUGAGUUCAAUACUGGCCGGCUCUGGAAGGCUAAUCGACUGUUGAGAGGCUGUGCUGUGGUUCAAGCCAUUAGAGCUGGUUUAGGUGCUUCGUACGUUCGCCAAACCAUGAGCCUAGCGGGCUUUGUG